ACAGUAAAGCAGAACUGAUUGUUUCUCACUUGAUGGGUAAAACUUAAAGAUGAAGACAAUCAUUGUAGUGUUGUCCAUCCUGGGUCUUUGUCUCAGUGCUCCAGUGGAGCAAGACACAGACGGAGAUAAUGGGCCACUAAUUGGUGAGGGUCAGCAGCUCAUUGGUUCUCCACUUGCUCAGACAGACCCCAUCACCAGGCAUAUCUUCUUCCCUGUUCCUAGAGCUGAUAACGUCCUUACAAACCCUUAUUUUAACUUCCAAUACCAAUACCAACAAUACCAAUACCCAUUCUACCCAUACUACCCGUACUACUCUGCCUACACACUGCCCCCUGUUGUUAUCAGUCUGCCUCAGAGAAAUCCCUGAAACAGCCUGAAUCAUUACUUCAGCAGCUUCACCGGCAGAUUAUGAAAGCUUUGCAUUAUGUAUAUUUCAGGCUGAUGCUUGACAAAUAAUGUUCUUUCAUUUAUUAAAUAAAUACCUUUAGUGUGCAAUAAUGUGAUCUGUUUUCAGCUUGCUGUAUGUAUGUAUCUAAAAAGGUUUAAUUAAGCUAUAUCACAUGAGCAAGAGUGCGCUUCAUCCAGUUAUUCAUACUUGUCUAAUUGUUUUACAGUAUAAAAGGUGAAACAUUGCACUGUAGUAAAAUAAUUGUUCCUUCUGUACUAAAUAAAUAAAUAAAUGUGCCA
Messenger RNA from Megalobrama amblycephala (Wuchang bream), 687 nucleotides. RefSeq lists its product as uncharacterized. Lineage: Eukaryota; Metazoa; Chordata; Actinopteri; Cypriniformes; Xenocyprididae. Bases 50 to 367 code for a protein of 105 amino acids. The record is from RefSeq and is a predicted model, not a curated record. The transcript has 4 exons.